AUGGCAUCGUCAACGGGGGUCGACGUUGCCCGUCCAGCUUACUACCCGGCCGACGACGAGAAGGCCGAGGUGGGGAGGGCCCAAUCUGACUCUAUCAGGUCCACGGGCCACGGCGACCAAACUGCUCGGAAGCUCAAGUCUCGUCAUAUCCAGCUCAUUGGUAUUGGAGGUACCAUUGGUACGGCACUUUAUGUCCAGAUCGGCAGGGGAUUGUUAAAUGGUGGGCCAGCGUCGUUAUUCCUGGCUUUUACGAUAUGGUGCUCGUUCAUUCUAUGUGUCACAAUGUGUAUGGCUGAGAUGGUGACAUACCUUCCGAUCUCCAGCCCGUUCAUCCGCUUUGCUGGUCGUUACGUCGAUGAAGCAUUUGGCUUUGCUGCUGGGUGGAACUUCUUUGUGUUCGAAGCCGCUCUGGUGCCUUUUGAAAUCACGGCGUGUAAUGUGAUCAUCCACUACUGGAGUGAUGUCGUACCUGCUGGCGGAAUAAUAGCAAUCGUCAUCGUUCUGUAUGGGCUCAUCAACCUGCUGGCCGUGCAGUGGUAUGGCGAGAGCGAAUUCUGGGCCGCGCUGGGAAAAGUGAUCUUGAUCAUCGCCCUGAUUCUAUUCACGUUCAUCACAAUGCUGGGCGGCAAUCCGCUCGGUGAGAGGUUCGGCUUCAAGUACUGGCAGAAUCCUGGCGCCUUUGCCGAGCUCUACCGCACGGGAGACCUGGGCAGGUUUCUUGGUUUCCUACAGUGCCUCAUACAGGCCUCAUUCACUGUAGCAGGACCAGACUAUGUUUCCAUGGCAGCAGGCGAAGCUGAGAACCCUAGGGUGGUCAUGCCCCGGGCAUUCAACGCCGUGUUCUACCGUCUAACUUGCUUCUUUGUCCUGGGCUCUUUGGCCGUGGGCAUCCUUGUUCCAUACACCGACGAAGAGCUUGCAACAGCGUUCAGCUCCGGCGCGCCGGGUGCUGCGGCUUCUCCUUAUGUGGUGGCGAUGAACAGGCUGAAGAUCACCGUUCUUCCAGACAUCGUGAACGCCAUGGUCCUCACGGCAGCAUUCAGCGCUGGGAACAGCUAUGUCUACUGCGCCUCGCGGUCUCUCUAUGGCCUGGCCCUCGAGGGCAAGGCGCCAAAGAUCUUCUUGAAGUGCACCCGAAAGGGCGUGCCGGUCUACUGUGUGGGACUGGUCCUACUCAUCUCGUUGCUGUCCUUCCUUCAGGUCUCCAACAAUGCUGCCGUCGUCCUCUCCUGGUUCGUCUCCCUCGUGACAGCGAGCCAGCUCAUUAACUUCAGCGUCAUGUGCUACACCUACAUCAGAUUCCUCAAGGCUCUGAAGGCGCAGGGCAUGUCAAGGGAUAGCCUUCCGUACAAGGGCCCACUGCCGCAGCCGUUUGCCGCAUGGUAUGGUCUUGUUGGCUGUUUCAUCAUGACAUUUGUGGGAGGUUAUACUGUGUUUUUGCCGGGUUCGUGGGACGUGCCGACUUUCCUAUUCUCCUACACCAUGAUUGCGGUUUGCCCUCUGCUAUUUAUUGCUUGGAAGCUGUUGAAGCGGUCCAAGUUCUAUAAGCCAGAAGAGGUCGACUUGGUCAAGAACCUGGACGAGAUCGAGGAGUAUGAGGCGAGUUUCGUAGCGCGGCCUGCAAAGAACGCAUUUGAGAGAGCGCUGGAUUUUCUCUUCGGAUAA
Molecule: messenger RNA, 1665 nt
Organism: Diaporthe amygdali
Lineage: Eukaryota; Fungi; Ascomycota; Sordariomycetes; Diaporthales; Diaporthaceae
Exons: 10
Coding region: 1-1665 (554 amino acids)
Biological process (GO): amino acid transmembrane transport
Cellular component (GO): membrane
Molecular function (GO): amino acid transmembrane transporter activity
Source: RefSeq, a predicted model, not a curated record